AUGGCGAUGAAAUUUCUUUCGUUCAUCUCUCUCUCUCUCUCCCGCGAACUCUCUCUCUCGUCACUGUUCACCCGAACAGAAUUCUCCACACCGCCACCACUUCCGGCCACCGCAGCUCUCGAGACUGGUCCCAAAAGCUUCGUCUCGACGUCCUGGUCAAGACCCAAUACCUUUCAUCGUCGGAAAAUUCGAAAACAGCCGGUAGUUUCGACUGGUUCGAGCCGGACUUUUCCGGUCGUUGCGCCGCCGCCUCCGCCGUCCAUUUCAGGACCUGUAGCCGGGAGGGUGACUUGUGAUUUGGAGAUUUUCCGUCGCCGGAAUUUCUCUGCACACCCGCUUGCUGCCGGCGCGUGUGGCGGCGCGUGGGCAGGUGUGGUGGAGCUCAAAUUGUUCCAAUGUGAUCCUUACGUUGUCACGAGAGCAUAG
Messenger RNA from Prunus armeniaca (apricot), 426 nucleotides. Lineage: Eukaryota; Viridiplantae; Streptophyta; Magnoliopsida; Rosales; Rosaceae. The record is from the annotation of a GenBank genome assembly.